Fusarium subglutinans is the source of this 1347-nucleotide messenger RNA. Its product is annotated as monocarboxylate transporter 4. The transcript is spliced from 3 exons. Gene Ontology annotation, biological process: transmembrane transport. Lineage: Eukaryota; Fungi; Ascomycota; Sordariomycetes; Hypocreales; Nectriaceae. The coding region runs from base 1 to 1347 and encodes 448 amino acids. The record is from RefSeq and is a predicted model, not a curated record. Gene Ontology annotation, cellular component: fungal-type vacuole membrane. Gene Ontology annotation, molecular function: transmembrane transporter activity.
AUGUUUGGCAAGGAUGUAGAGCAGACGCCAACUCGGAGGCAGUCGUCACCUUGCCCCUCUGAAGGCAAUCCCGAGGACCCUCAGAACCUCCAUCACACUAUUUCAAAUACAAACGCCCCUCCGCCGGUCUUUGAUCCUGAAAGCUUCGACCCACCAGAUGGAGGGUUCACAGCUUGGUCCCAAGUUCUUGCUGGUGUCUUCAUCAAUUGCUUGGCAUGGGGCUACCCCGCCUCCUUUGGUGUAUACCAGCUUCAUUAUGAAGAAUCGCUUGGAUUGCCUUCGUCACAAAUCUCUUGGAUCGGUUCCUGCCAGACUUUCCUGACGUUCGCGUUCUGUGGCCCAGCCGGCCGUCUUGCCGAUGCUGGAUAUACCAGAGAGACUGUCGCCUUCGGAAGCUUCCUGGCUAUCUUGGGAACGUUCAUGACCAGCCUGUGUAAAGAGUAUUGGCAAAUAUUCAUCUCCCAGGGUGUCUGCACAGGUAUCGGCUUAGCCUUGCUAUUCAUGCCUGCUGUGACUGUUGUUGGUUCUUAUUUCAAAGCCAAGAAGGCAUUUGCUCUGGCGCUGGCUGCUACGGGCACUGGGCUGGGUUCCAUCAUUUUCCCUGCCACUCUCCAAUAUCUCAUUCCACAAAUCGGCUUCCCAUGGGCCGUCCGCUGUGCUGGUUUCGUCGCUUUCGUCUUGAUAGUUGCCGCAAAUCUCAUAUUAAAGCCGUACCUCGCUCCGAGAAAAUCAGGGCCCUUGAUAGAAUGGGAGGCCUUCAGGGAACUCCCCUAUUUAUUGUUCGUGCUGGGCGCGUUUCUGAACUUUUAUGCAUUAUACUUUGGUUUCUUUUAUAUCAAUGUUUAUGCUCGCAACGUAAUCGGGUUUACAGCAGUUGAAGCUGUCAGCUUGCUACUGAUUGUGAACGCAAUGAGUAUUCCUGCGCGGCCUAUAAUGGGAUACCUGGCAGACAAUAUCUUGGGACCGAUAAACGCAUUUCUUAUUGGGAUGACUGCACUCAGCGUCAUGGUGUACUGCUGGAUUGGCGUCAAGUCCGUCGCCGGUAUGUACGCUUUCUGCGUCUUCUUUGGAUUCGUGAACGGCGCGUGUCAGGGAACAUUUGUUGGUGCUAAUGCGAGCUUGACCAAAGAUCCUCGCAAGAUGGGUACUCGCUUCGGUAUGGUUCAGACGAUUUCUGCAUUUGCUAGUUUGGCUGGACCACCGACUGCUGGUGCCAUCCUGGAUAAAUCGAAUGGUAAUUUUGUAUAUGCACAGAUUUGGGGUGGUACUGUGUUUUUGUUUGGGGCUCUCAUGAUUGCUUCAUCUAGAGUUGCGUCAACCGGAUUUGUUCUGAUGAAAAAGAAAUAA